AUGAGGAUCGAAAGCUGGAAUAAGCUCGACCAGAAGCUGUUUGACGCGGUUGAGAAGGGGGACGUCAUCCGGACAGCCCUCUUUGCCUCGAGGAAGACGGCCCACCCCACCAAGCUCAACGCCCUGGGACAAUCUGCGUUCCAUCUGGCAGCUUCCAAGGGCCUCACGGAAUGCCUCACCAUCCUGCUCACCCAGGGGGCUGAUGUAAAUGAUAAGAACGAGGACGGCAGCACAGCCCUGCACCUCGCCACCAUCGCUUGCCAGCCCCAGUGCGUCAAAGUCCUCCUUCAGUAUGGAGCAAACGAGGACUGCAUGGAUGGGGAGAAUCGUACGCCACUACAUUGGGCUGCUUCAUCUGGUUGUGCCUCAAGUGUCCUGCUUCUUUGCGACCAAGAAGCCUUCCUUGAUGUCACGGAUAAGAAUGACCGGACACCCCUGAUGAUCGCGGCUCAGGGGAACCAUACGGCCAUCUGCUCUCAGCUGCUCCAGAGGGGCGCCAAGGUCGACCUCCCGGAUAAGGAUGGCAAGACGGCUCUCAUCCUUGCCUGUGAAAAUGGGGGUGUGGAGGCAGCUGACCUUCUCCUGCAGAACGGUGCCAAUGUGGCUUUAACAGACAAGACCGACCACGAUGCCCUGUAUUAUGCCACACGGAGCAAGAAUCGGAUUCUCCGGAGACAGAUCCGCACUGCCUUGAAGCGAUGGAAAAAACGAGAACUGGGACUGUUCGAUUCGUCAGAAACCGGUUCACAGGUGCCCUCAGAGAGCGGGAAGGACACUGACGUGAGUAGCCUGGCCUUCCAGAGCGAGGCAGGAGACCAGAGUGACGACGAAGAAGAGGCGGAGGAAGGGUCCGAGUUACGGGAGUGGCGGAGCAGAUUCCGGGAGGAAAAGAUGAAAGUCAUCCAGCUGGAACUGGAGCUGGACCAAAGGACCAAAGACUGCCAGCUCUUCUCCAAGGACUGCCAGCUCUUGAAGGAGAAGGUCUGGGACCAAGUACAGGAGAUCAGCCAGCUCCUGCCGGAUCGGGAGGGACGUAGCCGUGACUGGCGGCUGCUGAGCCGGGAUCUCACGGAGGGGGACCACUGCCUGGACCUUCUGGCCCAGCAGGUCCAAGAGCUGAAGGAGAGGAAGAAGCAGCAGGAAGCAGAGAAGGAGCUGCCCAAAGCUUCAACGCAAGGGGUGACCAGUCCCGCUAAGCUCCAGCCGGGGACGGCCCGGUGGCCCGGCGAGGAAGAGGCGGAGGAGCUGAAGCGCCUGCAGAGCGAGCUGGAGGCAGCCCUUGAGGGGAAGGCCACGGCGGCCCGGCGGGUGGAGGAGAUGGAGGGGCACAUGGAGAACAUGAGGGCCGUCAUCGGGGUCUUUGAAGCCAAGAAGAAGUCGCAGAACGCGGCCCUCAAGGAGAUGGAGGCUCGGACGCAGCAGCUGGGCGAAGAGAACCGAAAGCUGCGGGGGCUUCUGGGGAAACACCUGGCCGGGGCCCCCGAGAGCGGCCUUGCCCAGACAAAGGUGGCCCAGUGCAUUAAGGAGAUGGAAGAGACCCAGUUCAAGGCCCGGGAGGAGAUGGUGGCCAUGCUGGCUGAAAAUGAAGACCUGAAAAAGGAAGCCGAGGAGGCCGUCCGCAGCAGGUUGCAGUUCCAAGCGGUGCCGUCUGGCGCAGUCAAGAAAUGCGUCGCGGCCUGGAAGAAGGUAGUCACCGGCCUGGAAGGGGCACUGGCUAAGCUGGAAGAGGCCUCUUCUGCCCUCCUGGACAAAGCCCGUCCUCUCCAAGAAGCCAUUUUGGAGCCUCCUUCCAAAACCUUGGUCAACGGCAACGGUCUUCCUGAAGAAGAGAAGAAUGGCCACCCGCCGGCCCGCUCGGAGACCCUGGAGGAGCUGCAGAAAAGUGAGGUAGAAAAGGCCCAGAUCCAUAAUGGUCUUGUGGGGCAGGUGAAGCUCAGGCCGAAACCUGAGGGGGUGGAAAACAAGGCCCGUCCAUGCCGGAGAAGCUCCGAUCUGGAGAAGGAGGUGUGGGACCUCAAGCAGAGCAACGGCGGCCUGGCCCAGGAGUUGGCCCAGCUGAGCAGGGAAAGGGAGAAGCUCCAGGAACAGCUCCAGAAGUUACACGGCCCCUCCGAGGGUUAUCCUCGGGUCGAGAAGACCGAGCGCCUGGUGGACGAGUUGAAACGGGCGGUGGAGGUCUUGUCCGAGGAGCUCUCGCUGGAGAAAGAGGAAUCGGGCAAGCUGCGCCUGAAGCUGCAGGAGCAGAGGAAGGAGGUGGCGUUUGUGAGGAACAACUUCCUCAAGAAGGUGAGCCAAGAGGCCGGCGGCAUCGUUGGCGACAACCUGGACAGCUGCAUCUUGAAGGAGCUCCACUGGAAGCUGGACAACGUGGUGAGGAAGCAGAAUGAGGCCUUGCAGCUGGUCUCCGAGAUGGAGGAGGAGAACCGGGCCUUGGAGGUCGACCGCAACCUCCCGCUUGACCCCAGGAGCCCCGACGAUGGCAAAACCGGCCAAGACAUCUUCUUGGAGGCCUCCGAGGUCAUCGGAGAAAACUGGAAGGUCCGAGAACAGAUGGUAGAACUGGAGAAAGGCUUGCAGGAGAUGAAGAAGCUGCUGGUGGCAUCUCAGGUGACCCAAGGAGGCCUCAAAGCGGCCAGCCUGAUGCAGCUCCUGGACCGAGUCCUGGCCCAGAUGGCCGACCUGCGCGGCGAGGAGGAGCAGGUCCUCGGCAAGUACGAGAAGAUCUGCAGCAUGCUGUCCACCAGGGCUCAGGUCCUGGGGGAGGAGCUGGCGGCUCUCCGAGAGAAAUACGAGGAAGCCAAUGGAGCAUCUGCCCGUCACAAGGACGCCCUGGAACGCGAGCUGCGGAAGACUCAAGAGCUCAUGGCCGAAGCUCUGGAGCACGAGGAGGAAGUGGAAGAGCUGAGAGGGAAGUCCCAGAAGUUGGAGAGCACGGUGGACAAGCUGAACAAGAAGGUGGACGAUAUCGCCAAGAUGUGCCAGGAGAGAGACGGCAAGAUCAAGAAGUUGCUGAAGGAAACGGAGAAGCUCUCGAGCGAAAUCUUGAACCUACGGAGCGAACGCACACGGCUGAUCCUGCAGAACGAGGUUGCGCAAAAGAACCACCAAGAGAUCGUGUCUAUAUACAGGACUCACCUGCUCAAUGCUGCUCAGGGCUACAUGGAUGAAGAGGUCCACGCCAUGCUGUUGCGGAUCCUGAGGACCGACUGAAGUCCAGAAAACCCUGUGGCGAGAAACCAGCUGCCGAUUCUCCCAGGAGCCGGCUCCGAUUUCGGGUAUCGCCCGUUGCGCAAAACCACGCAGGAAGGGUACAACUUUGCACACAAGACCGUCUGCCUUUUUGCCAGUCGCUGGAAUCAUGAAUGCGAAAUCCAUUUUGCACGGUGUCUGAAUGUCCGACUCGCUCUUUAAACCGGGGGUCAGCAACCGUAAACACUCAACCGGAAGCCCCGCGUUAAAUUCUGAAGCCGACUGGAAGUCCGGUUCCCCCACCAUAGAGUCUCCU
Thamnophis elegans (Western terrestrial garter snake) is the source of this 3505-nucleotide messenger RNA. It is a transcript of the gene ANKRD35, whose product is annotated as ankyrin repeat domain 35. Lineage: Eukaryota; Metazoa; Chordata; Lepidosauria; Squamata; Natricidae. The coding region runs from base 1 to 3210 and encodes 1069 amino acids. The record is from RefSeq and is a predicted model, not a curated record. Gene Ontology annotation, molecular function: actin binding. The transcript is spliced from 14 exons.